UUAAUAAUAUAUAUAUAUAAAUCCCUAAUUCCCCUAAAUCCCCUAAUGACCUUACGUCCUUAGUCCUUACGCAGGCAACGCAGCUCGGCUGCUCCAGAGACCAGAGAGGCAGAGUCGCAACUCCAGGCUCCAGGUACGCCGCCACCGCCACCGAGCAGCCGCCAGACCGCCACCGCCACGGCCCAAGUCGCAACUCCGGUCCCAGUUGAAUCGCAGAUUCGCAGCGGCCGCCCGGCAGUCCGCCACCGCCCAGUCGCCCACGCAGCGCCGCCGCCCUCCCGCAGCUUGUUGAGCCCACUACAUAUUAGUGGCCCAACUAGGCAAUUUCAUCAUCGCUCAGAUGCUCACUACCUGAUUCUGCCCCUUCAGUUUUGCCGCCCUCUCGGCUGUGAUCUAUGGCCUUUCGCUCUCAGCAGCUCUCACGCUUUUCAGCCUAAUUAAGCCACAAUCUUCUUCGCACUUCUCGUCCAAAGUUGUUUGCUUCUAGGAGGUGCUUGUGUUUCCUGUUGCUAACACAGAACAAUGGACUGGGUUGCUGUGCAUAAAAUCUGGGAUAAAUGGGCUUCUAACCAUGUUGGUUGUUCAGGUCAAUCUUUGAAGGCUGCUUUGCUUAUAAAUUAUGACCCAAAUGGACCAUCUCGUCUUCUUUCUACCAUUGCAGAACAAGAAGGGAUAAAAGCAGAUCCAAUGGAAUUGAGUCAACUUGUUAAUUUUGUUAAGAGAAACAAGUUCCAGAGUGAGACCUUUUUUAUCGGGCAGAAUCAAUAUCUUGUCACAUCAAUUCAUGAGACUUGGUUCUCUGCAAGAUGCUUGAACACUUCUAAACCUGCUGGUGAAGGUGUGAUUAUCAUGCAAACAUCGGCAUUCCUCUUGGUUGGACUGUAUGAUGGCUCUAUAGGCCCAGCAUCUAGUGCAAUGGUAGCUCUUGACCAGUUUGCAUGGCAACUAAAUCGAAGAAAUCUUUGAAUUUGGGAUGCUUGGGUGUGUCAAGUGUAUAGUGUUCAUGUUAAGAUUCUAGAGUUCCUUGCGUUUUGUAUACAACCAUGGAGAUCUGGAUCAAGAACUGGACUGGAAGCAACUUUUGUUACAUGGGUAAGGGCAAUCUAUCUUCUGAAAGUCACUUCUGUCAAAAAACCAUUCUCCAGCCGCUUCUGCAAUUGUCUGCACAUUGCAUUUUCAUCAAAACAUGUCAAUAGAAUCCUAGUACUCUCUGCCAUUUAACAUUAUAGUACCAUGUCACCCGUAUAAAUUACCUUAUUGAACAACCUAGGAGAGUUGGGGCUGUGCCACAAGUUCUGCAAUUCAGUGUGGCAGUGCAAAUAACAGGAGUUGAUAUAGUAUCCUCUUGCUGAAGAUGGUCCUAGUUCGUUCAGUGCUCUUACUAACUCGGAUCUAAAACCUGGAGAUUUAUACGGAAAAAAAAAACAUUUGUUUUUAUUAAAUGCUAGAUGUUUUUUAGGGAAAAUCAACCUUUUUCAUCCAUGUAUUUUUACAAAAUGAUUGUUUCAGUCUCUCAAAUUUUGACAUAGCAUUAUUGACUCCAAUUUUUUCACAAGGUGGUAGUUUUGGUCCCCUUUCUCA
Ipomoea triloba (trilobed morning glory) is the source of this 1581-nucleotide messenger RNA. RefSeq lists its product as uncharacterized. The record is from RefSeq and is a predicted model, not a curated record. Lineage: Eukaryota; Viridiplantae; Streptophyta; Magnoliopsida; Solanales; Convolvulaceae. Bases 523 to 966 code for a protein of 147 amino acids. The transcript has 8 exons. Gene Ontology annotation, molecular function: actin binding.